AUGGCCAAAACAUUAUUCGUCAAUGGCCGGAUCCUGUCCAAGACAGAGACAGGUCUCAGUGGCAACGCUCACUUUUCAGACUGCAUGCUCAUCCAAGACGACAAAAUCGUCGAGGUCGGAUCUCGCCAUGACAUCUCCCAGAAUCUAAGCUCAGAUGUCCAGAUUCACGACCUUGAUCAGCGUGUCGUUCUUCCCAGCUUCAUCGACGGUCAUAUGCAUCUUCUCUUGCUCGGCCAGUCGCUUCGAAAGCUUGACCUAUCACGGUGCACUUCACUUGAUGAUAUCCGAUCCUGUAUCCGAAAAUACGCGGCGGAGAACCCAGAUACGCCAACUAUUCUUUGCAAAGGAUGGAGACAUUACAUGACGCCGGAUGGGGUUACAGCUGCCAUGUUGGAUGAUCUUGACCCGCGACCCAUCUUUAUUGAUGCUGGUUCUUUACAUUCUUGCUGGUGUAAUACUGCGGCGCUGAGAGAACUCGAGGUUGAUGAUAUCCCAGAUCCUGCUGGCGGCAAGAUCUAUCGUAAUGCGGAUGGAAAACCAUCAGGCCUUUUGGACGAAGGAGCCAUGAUGUCUAUCAUUUGGCCAUUUCAAGCAAAGUCAUCACCGAAGCACGAACGAAUAGAUGCGAUACGCGCCGCUGUAAAGGAGUAUAAUGCUGCAGGCUAUACUGGCGCAGUCGAAAUGGCCAUGGACGAAGAAGCAUGGGAUGCACUCGUGACACUUAAGAUGAUAGAACCAAACCUGUCAUUACGAGUUUCAGCCUAUUGGCUUAUCAAACCAACCGCCAACCUCGAUGAAAACUCAAAACAAGUUCAACGAGCUAUCGAGCUGAGCAAAAAGUACAACUCGACAACAAGUCCUGACCUUCGACUUGUCGGAAUCAAGGUCAUUACUGAUGGAAUUAUUGACGCAUGCACUGCUUACCUCUCCGAGCCGUAUGCUACAGCUGGAAGCCCGCCACCUAUUUGGGAGCCUGAAUUCCUCGAGCCUGUAGUCAGUGAGGCAGAUGCUGGCGGUUUACAAAUUGCCUUGCACGCAAUCGGCGACGGUGCGGUCAGAAUGGCCAUUGAUGCUAUUGAGAAACAUGCUACACCGGGCCGAAGGCACAGAAUCGAGCACUUGGAGCUCGUUUCCCCAGAAGACGCCAAGAGACUCGGAAAGCUUGGGUUGACAGCAUCUAUCCAACCUAUCCACGCGGACCCCACAGCACUGACAACAUGGCCUGAACUUCUCGGAGAGCGAUAUGAAAGAGCGUUUGCGUAUCGAGAGUUCGCCGAUGCGGGUGCCUUGAUGGCGAUCGGUACAGAUAGUCCUACGUCACCGUGGUCGCCUAUGCAUAAUUUCCAUGUAGCCAUUAACCGGCAGUCUUCGAAGAAUCCAGAAAACCCCAAGGUAGUACACGAGCACUUCAGAUUAGGGUUGUGUGAGACUUUCGUUGCGGGUACAGAAGGUGCAGCUCGAAGUGUAUUUGCUGAAGAUCGUGUUGGGAGCUUGGCACCAGGAAAAUUGGCGGACUUUAUUAUUGUUGAUAUGGAAUGGGACCCUAAGACUUUGCUCAAGGCUGAGGUGAAGGAGACUUGGUUUGGGGGAUCUUGUGUAUUUUGA
Fusarium venenatum is the source of this 1605-nucleotide messenger RNA. Its product is annotated as amidohydrolase 3. NCBI's taxonomy places the organism in Eukaryota, Fungi, Ascomycota, Sordariomycetes, Hypocreales, Nectriaceae. The record is from RefSeq and is a predicted model, not a curated record. Gene Ontology annotation, molecular function: hydrolase activity, acting on carbon-nitrogen (but not peptide) bonds.